This is a messenger RNA of Owenia fusiformis, 1599 nucleotides long. NCBI's taxonomy places the organism in Eukaryota, Metazoa, Annelida, Polychaeta, Sabellida, Oweniidae. The record is from the annotation of a GenBank genome assembly.
UUGGGACGUUCAAGCUCUUCAAACUGGCCUGAUCACUUCACACGAGUUAACAACAUGGAUGGAAGUAAUGAGAAAGAAGCUGAACUGAAACCUGGCCAGGUUAUCAAGCCCCAGAUGAAUGAGAAUGUUGCCAAGAAUAUGGUCAGGAUUCUCUUUGGAAUGGAGGUGACAUCUAUUAAAGAGAUGGCAAGUUAUGAUGACAGAAAUUAUUAUGUGAAAGUAAAGGAAGACCACAACAAUAACAACAUUGAGAAAAUCUGGCCCCAUGGUUACACCCUCAAAGUUACAAACUCAAUGGAGUCUGUUAAAGCACAUAUUGAUGCAGAACAUGGGAUGCAGAGACUGCUACACAGCAAUGAUAUACCAUGCCCACUACCAGUACUCAAUGUACAGGGUACAGACAGGACCUUACAAGUCAUAUACACACCACAAUCAAAAGAGGAAGGAUGGAUGAAAACACCAAGUGAAGGUGGAGACAGACCAUUCAACCGUCAUACUGUACGUCUCCUCACAUUUAUCCCAGGUGAAACAUUGUUCAAUGUGCCAUACACACCUCAUCUGUUCCAUAGUGCUGGAGUCAUGCUUGGCAGAAUAAACAAACUUUUCAAGGACACCAAUUUCAACCAUGCUGCCUUUGAUGACUACACUUCCUUGUGGAACCUCGCCAGUACCCCUCAGCUCAGCAAGUUUGUGUAUGCAGUCACAGAUCCAGACAAUCAUGCUCUCAUAGAGGAGGUUCUAACUGCAUUUGAAGCUCAAGUACCACCUCACUAUGAUAAACUUACUAAAGGUACCAUUCAUGGGGAUUACAAUGAGCAGAACCUCUUGGUGACACCAAGCUCUCUAAAACCAGACACCCCUGUGAAAGAAUACGAUGUCUGUGGCGUACUAGAUUUCCAAGAUGCUGCAUUUUCUUAUUUUGUCUUUGAUGUAGCUAUCGGGAUUUGUUAUCUCAUGAUUGAAUGUCAAAAUGUGGAUCCCCUCGAUGUUGGUGGACACUUCCUCGCAGGGUAUUUGUCAGAAAUGUCACUCAAUGAAUCAGAGUUUGAAGUACUGAAAAUAUGUGUCGCAUCUAGAUUUGCUCAGUCGCUUGUAAUGGGGGCUUACUCGUAUUCCCUUGACCCUGGUAAUGAGUACCUUUUAGUCACACAGGAAAAUGGAUGGAAAAAAUUGAAAAUUCUAUGGCCUGUUUCUCAAGAUGCUUUGUACACGCGAUGGAAAAAUAUCAUUGAUUCUUACAAAAAGUAAUUCACUGAAUGACUGACGUGAUUUUCCUCUAAAAUUUACGUAUCUUUUUUUUUAUUAUGAUCCCAGAAUAUAAUGAUCAAUACAUAGCGACGCAAAGGAAUUCUUACCAUUAAUUUAUUAUGGGGAAAAGCAUGUCUACAAUGUACUCAGGGUGAUUAUAAGGAAGCAAAUGCAAUUAGUUUAUUGAUUCAUGGAAAUGAAAGUUUGUAUUAUUUUUAGUUUAAGCUCAUUAAAUUACAAUUUAAUAUAAAAUAAUUUGUGAUUAAGAUUGGAAAUGCACAAAAAUAUAUUGCUGAUAAAAUACAUUUCAACAUUAUGGAAUGUUAAAAUGUCUUCCAAAUUGUACAUGUU